AAAUUCUUCGGUAUGUUUUGGUGUAGUGGUGUGUGUUUACAAAAAAGGACUAAAAAAUGUGAUAAAAAGCAAAGAGUAGCGUUUUGUGAUGAUUUCUGACUUUAUUAAAAAUGGUUUUUCUUUUGUGUAAGAUUUGUGACCGGAAAAUCACCUUUUCCGAAUGGAAAAAGCACAUCACAAAUGAAACACAUGUAAAAAAUUUACCAACAUCAAUUUUUAUUAAAGCCAUACCCAACCAAUUUGACACAAUCUGUGAAUAUUUUGCCAAAUUUGGUAAAAUAACUAAACGAGAAGUGUCAGAUUGUGGCACAACAAUUGAAAUAUCCUACGAAAAUCCAAACAUCUAUUCUGACGUUGUGCACCAAGAACAUGCGAUUUUUGGCGAUUUAUUAAAAAUUUUCUGGUAUAAAACAGUCAAAUCUGUCAAAGUUUUGGUCAGCUUCACCAGACAGGAGGAGAUUUUCAAUAGUGCAAGUAGUCGCAUUCUCGCCUUGGCCAACUUGCUUAAAGAUUCGCAAUUAUUUGACGAUGAAGUGAAAAUUUUUAUGGACACUGUCAAGUCACAUAAUUAUGAUUUUGGUAAAAAAUGUCAAGUUAUACGUGGUUUGUUACUAUCGAAAUUUCCUCAAGUGUCACUCUAUGGAUCAAGUGUGUUAGAAUUGGAUGUGUUUAAUAGAAAUUGCAAUUUUUACGUGAUGACUAAUGAGAUGUUAUCAUUUUUGUUAAAUUCGAAUCGAUUUAGCAAUUGUUUGGAGAUAAAUGAAGGUGUGAAAUGUAUUUAUCAAGAUAAUGAGUUUCGUGUGAGUUGUUGUAUGAAUUGGGGAAAGAAUUUGUAUGUCAAAACUUGUGAUUUGAUCAAGUAUUAUUUAACGCUAAACGAAAAAUUGGUUCCUUUUGUGGCUGUUAUAAAAAUGUGGGCUUUGUGUAAUAUUCCUGAACAGGAAUAUACAUCCACUUAUAUGAUAUAUCUUAUGGUGAUUUUUUUUCUGCAACAAGAACCGUACAAAUUACCUUCGGUGGUAUCACUUCAAGAGGGCUCAUUUACCAAUUUUGUGGACGGUUGGAACUGUUAUUUUUUACCGAAAAUUGUCACAAGUCCAGCUCUUGAAAACGCAACACUUCUCGAAUUACUCUGCGGUUUUUUCAAGUUUUACUCAAAAUUUGAUUAUUUCACUUAUGUGAUAUGUCCAUAUUUGGGUUCUUCGGUGAAAAAAUCCGCGUUUCUGAGACCUCAAAACUUGCCUGAAUGCUUCGAUUAUUACACAAAAUCGGUGGAAGAAUUACAAGUCAACUCAGGAUUGUGUAUUCAAGAUCCUUUCAAGCAUUCGAGCAACGUUUCGGAAACAAUGACUGAUGAAAUGAGUGCAAAAUUAAUGAUAAUGUGUCGAGUAGCGUCGAAUUUAAUUAAAUUGGAAGUAUCAUCAAAUUUGCUUUAUCAAUUAUUGAUGCACACUAUGGACAAAACUCAAUAUGAACCAAUAGCUUUUGAGAAAAAUUGCGAAAUGGAUGAGAAAUUAUGGUCACAGAAAGUCACAAAUGCUCUUUAUAAAAUCCUAACAGAAAUUUUAUGUUUGAAUGUUAAGACACAGUUGACACAUUUGGUCAAUUGUGUAAUGUAUUCUUGCACAUCACAAGUUAACAACAACAAUUCGAAGAAACUCAAACUUGAUAAAGAAAUUCUCAAGAAUUCGAAUGAAUUUCUAGUUUCGAAAAGAUUCGUGGGAAAAGUUACAGUGGAAUUGAUUUUUAAUUAUAACAAAGUUACCAUCACCGUCAAGAAAAAUAACAAUGUUUGUUAUCAUCUCGCACAUUUGAUUUUCGUUAAAUUACAGAGUUUUUUCCCCGAAAACAAGAGUGAAGUUUCACACAAUUUAGUCGUUCCAAGUACAAGUCAUGAAAGUGAAAACAUUGUGAGUGAUACCACCACACCAAACAAUUUGGUCCAAGUAAUAAUCAAACAAUUGAAGUCAGGUACCAACCUCCUCCAUCAGUUGCUACUUUUAUUAAAAAAUCUUCAAGUGAAGAAUUACAAGGAUUUUAUCGUUAAUGACUUGAAAUUUGUACUAGUAUCAAAAUUUCCUAAAAUGAAACUUUUUACGUUUGGUUCAAAAGAAAUGAAAGUUGAUACUUGUUUCAGUCACUUGGAUUUGUCAUUAGACAAAAUUGAAUCAAGUGAUAUGAGUGUGAUAAGUGAGCUGUUAUCAAAAUCUGACAUUUUUACCAACGUUUCAUUUGUUAAUAAUGCAAUUCAAUGUACACAUCAAGCAACCAAAACCAUUUGUAAAUUAUGGUUUGUAAACCACUUGUGGUUGGCUAAUGACCGAUUAUUGCGAUGGUACUUCAAAUUUGGGGUUAUUAUACGUCAAAUGUGUAUGGUUGUGAAAUUUUGGACACUUUGUAAUAAUCUUGAAGGUGAUUUUACGUCAUAUGUUGUUUAUUUGUUGGUGAUUUUUUACCUUCAACAAACCAAGAUUCCUUCAGUAAAGACAUUACAAAAAGAUGCUCCUAAAUUCACAAUAAACAAGUGGAAUUGUGGUUUUAAGAGUGGUUUAAGUCGUGACGACAAUUUCAAAGGUGCAAAACUCACCCAACUUCUCGCUGGUUUUUUUCAUUUUUAUAGCAAUUUUGACUACAUUUCGUAUGUGAUUUCGCCACAUUAUGGCACAUCAAUUCACAAAAUCAACUUGCCUGAAGCCUUCGAAAACUCAGGCUUGUGUGUGCAAGAUUUUUUCAUUCUUUCAUCAAACGUCACUGCUUCAAUGCCCUUAAAUAUUGCUGGAAUUUUCACAAAUUUGUGCCAAAAAACAUACAGAGUGUUCACUCUAUCAAGUCCACAAUUACACACAGUUUUGUCACGUUGUGGUACCACUGAUUCCACUAGUUUCUUAAUUGAAAUGGAUCAAGGACGUAACGAACCAGCCUGGCGACAAUCAAUCAAAGAACACACUCUUAAAAUCGUAACAAAAAUUUUUGCUUGCAAAAUUAUCAAUAUUAACAACAGUGAUGCUGAUUAUAAGUGUGAUUUCGUCGAACUGAAACAUUUUUGGGAUAAAAGAGAGAGUUUUAUGAAACAAUUGAAUUCCAGUGAUAUUGAAAGAGAUGUAGCAAUUACUACACAUAUCACUAAAGUGUUACCCGGUGAUGCGGAUUGGAAGUCAUCACUUGAAUUAAAAUUUUACCAAAAUCCACCAAAAGUACAAAUUACCAUCACAGGAAAUCACAAUCAUGCACAUACCAGUCAUUUUUUUCACACAAGACUUGUGAAAUUAUUAGGGGAAAAACCGGUCGAAAAUGACAUACAAGUAUCAUUGCUUGGCAACGAUGAGGAAUAUGAUGAGUGGACCGGUAACUACGCCGAAUUAUACCGACAAACAUGUGAAAAUAUCGAAGGUGAUUAUUUUUUUCAAUUAUCAGCGUUGAGAAAGAUUCAAAAAGACGCAAAGACAAACAUUGAUAUUGUUACAAAUGACGUGAAUUUGGCUCUAAAACCAAUUUUUAAUGACAUCAUUGGUUUGAGUCAAGUGUUUCUUCCUGGUGAUAUAAUUGAUAUUUUUGUGGAAAAUACUCAAGAAAGUGAGUUGGCAGGCUUGAAACUGAUCAAAUAUUUGAUUAGUAAAAGUGGUGACUUUUGUGAUGUUUCAAUUGUGAAAAAACAUCAAAUUUUAGUUGUAACUUGUACUCAUGAAAAAACCAAAAUUGUUUGUCAUUUAAAUAAUCGUCAAAAGAUGGCGCAUGAUACUAGUAACUUAAUCCGGGCUUUUUUACAACGAAAACCACUUCGAUUAUUUUUCGUAAUAAUAAAAUUGUGGACUGGUCGAUGUAAAUUCAAGGAUGAAUGUGGUUUUACCGGCUAUAUUUUCACUUUAAUGAUAGUUUUUUUCUUGCAACAGGAGUUGCAAUAUCCCUCAAUUACCGACUUACAGAAACCUGUAAAAUGUAAGAUUGUUGAUGGCUGGAAUUGUGCUUUCGAAUAUCCCAAAUUGAGUAAAAUUCCGAUGAGGAAGAGUCACCACGAGUUACUUGUGGCGUUUUUUAAGUUUUAUAGCGAUUUUGAUUAUAUUUCGUUGGUGAUUUCACCGUUUCUUGGAGUUGGCGUUAAAAAAACAGAGUUUUUAAAUAAGAAGUUUCCUGUGAAUUCAGGAUUGUGUGUUCAAGAUCCUUUCGAUCAUUCAUGCAAUGUUUCGGCUUCAAUUUCGUUAAACUCUUCAGGGAAGUUUGCAGAAAUGUGUCGUAGAGCGCACCAAUUAUUGGAGGGAAAUUAUGAUUUGCGACAACUGGUGAAUCCCACAAUUAGUGAUUUUUCGAGUUUCAAUAUUGUCAAAACUGGGGGUAAAACGACUCAAGAAUGGUUCCAAUUCCUCAGAAUUAACACUUUCAAAAUUUUAUUCGAUAUGCUUGGAUGUAAAGUGUCAUUAGUUGGGAAAUAUAGUGCUUCAUCUGUGACUUUUAACUGCGUUUUAAAUCAUGAUAUUUGGAGUGAAAGACUGGCCGUUUUGAAGAAAUUAAAUGAUUCAGAUGUUUUGAAUCGAGAAACUUCAGUUACGAAAUUUAUUAAGGAAAAAUGUGGAACUACUUGUUUGACGAAAUUCGUCGUUGAUAUGUUUUUUGAAAAAGAUCCGAUUUCGGUUCAAGUUCAAGUCAGAGGAGAUGAAGGAAUUUUUCAUUUAACACAUUUUAUCUAUACAAGAUUACUCCUAAUUCUCGAUAAGGAAGUUAAAAUGGAUGUGGAUCAGGGAAUUUUUACACUCGGGAUUUCCCCUGCCAAUCAGGGAAAGGAAAAUGAUGCAAAAAUGAGUGAAAUGUCGGACGGAGUUUCUUCCACCAUUGGAGGAGAGGAAAAUGAAGCAAAUCACGAGGAAUUCAUUGUAAUCUCGGACGAAGGGUCUUCCACCAUUGAGGAAGAGCAAAAUGAAGCAAAUCACGAGGAAUUCACUGAAAUCUCGGAUAAAUCUGAAGAUUUUAAGCACUUGCUAGCAAGUUUGGACGACAAUGAAAUGGGAUUUUUCUCGAAAACCGAUAAUUUAAAAACUCGAGAUUUGAUCAAAACCGAUUUGUGUUCGGCUUUAAGUUCGACUUUUCCGUCACAUAAAAUCGAAUUUUUCGGCUCGAGUGUUACAAAUGUCGGUUUUAAAAGCAGUAAUUUUGAUAUAAAUGUCGAUAAUGUGGCAACACUCGAAUUAUUACAAACUCGAAUUUUGGCUUGUAGUCGCUUUUCGAAUGUUUCGCUGAUUAAGGACAAACAAAUGAUGAUAGUGAAACAUAACGAAACCGAAGCCAACUGUUGUUUGUAUGUAAAAAACAAAAUGUGGGUGAUCACCAGCGACUUGAUCAACUAUUACCUAAGUCUGGAUCCAAAAUUACGUGAUGUUUUUUCUGUGAUUAAUUUUUGGGCCGAUUGUUACGGCUUGAAAAAUGGAUAUUUUACUAGUUAUUCAUUAAAUUUAAUGGUGAUUUUUUAUUUGCAACAAGAACCGUAUAGAUUACCCCGUGUCAAAGAUUUGCAACGAAAUACAAUCCCCGUUAUCGUAGAUGGCUGGAGUUGUGCAUUCAAUUGUCUCAAAUAUGACAGUCAAGCAUUACAAAACGCUUCAAUCAUCGAUCUAGUUAUCGGUUUUUUUCGCUAUUAUGCCAACUUUGAUUAUGUUUCGUUUGUAAUAUCGCCGUUUUUCGGAUCGGUGAUUGAGAAAUUUCGAUUUUUGAAUCAGAAUUUUGUGGUGAAUUGCGGUGUUGCCAUACAAAAUGUAUUCGAACUUUCGAAAAAUGUCUCACCGGAUGUUCCGUUAGAAUGUGUGGGGAGAUUUGCGGCCUUGUGUCGGAGUUCAGUUGAAGUUUUAACCAAAGAAUUCAAAUUGACACAUUUAUUGGAAGCUAAAGCUGAUUGUAUGUUUGAAAUUGGAAAUUUGUAUAAACGUUGCGAUGAUUUUAUUGAAAAACAAAUUUUCAAAGUUUUCAAGAUUUUGGAUGCGAAAAUGACGGAAAAAUCGACGAAAUUUAGUUACGAGUGUGAAGUUAAGAAGAGUGUUUUUGAUAAUGUGAAGAAAAUUUCAUCACCAAUUUACCCCCCCUCUGAGGUUACUAGGGAAAUAAUUGUUACAACGUUGUCAGAAGGUUUGAUCAAAUUCUCACUCAAAGUUAAUAUCACGGAAAAUAUUUGUAAAAUUGUAUUGAAUGGAGGACAAGACUUGAUUUAUUUCAUUACACACUUUAUUUAUAUCAAACUUUUGAAAUAUCUAUCAGAGAAACCACCACAAAAUUUUGAAACAAAUGAGAAUCUCAUAAAUGAAACAAUUGAAGAAGAGGAAGAUGUCCCGUCUGACUUUUUCGAUGAUUUUUCAAGCGAAGAAUUUCUUAACGGUCUUGAUUUAAAUAAUGAUGAUUUUAAAGAUAAAGCAUCUAGAAAGCGUAGUUAUAGUUUCGAAAGUUCAACACCACCAAGACAGGAGAAACAAAGAAAGACAACAUCUCUGGACUUCCCCCAAUCCUUUUGUAACUUUAAUACAUCACAGCCUACUCGACAUGAACCAGUGGAUAACAUAGAUCAAUUUUUUGUGGAGAGAAAAAUUUCCUUGUCGGAUUUUUUAACAGUAACAUCGCAACGUGAAAUUAAAACAAAUUGUGAAGAAAAAAUGAAGGUGAUAUUGCGAUGUCAAGACGCUAUUAAAAUCCUGAGUGGAGAUUUGAGUUUCCCAAGCAAGUUUAAAGUAGUCACACAACCGUCACAAUCCGAUUCUAAAUUAGAUAAAAUUAAACAUAGAUCGCCACUACAUCGAAAUCCAUUUGUUAAAUUUAAUUUUACCAAUUAUCAAGAACAAAAACUCGACAAAUUUUCACAGAUUCUAGAUCGUGUUUUACAAAAGUUGGGUUUUUUGCACGAGGAUAAUGAUUUAGAAAAUUUGAUAGAUUCGAUAAGUACAGCGUUAGUUAAUAGUCCGAUUGUGGAUAAGGAAACUGUAGCAUCGAUUUUGAAAGCGUCACUUUUGAAUUUAAAUUGUAUGACUUGUGAUUCGAAAUUAAUGAGACCACGUGUGGAUGUAGGGACGCAAUGUCGGAUUGAAAAUGAAAAAAAUGCUUUUGACGAGGAUUCAGGAACUUAUUUUGAUUGAUUUCGUAUGGGAAGAAUUUUGUUUAAGUUAGUUUUUUCGAAUGCAAGUAUUAAUUUAGUUUUAAGGAAAAGUUUAUUUUUGUUACGUAUUACAAAUGAAAGCACGUUGAAUAAAAAUUGUUUUUCUCUG
Tribolium madens (black flour beetle) is the source of this 7232-nucleotide messenger RNA. RefSeq lists its product as uncharacterized. The coding region runs from base 111 to 7103 and encodes 2330 amino acids. The record is from RefSeq and is a predicted model, not a curated record. Gene Ontology annotation, molecular function: RNA uridylyltransferase activity. Lineage: Eukaryota; Metazoa; Arthropoda; Insecta; Coleoptera; Tenebrionidae. The transcript has 12 exons.